This is a messenger RNA of Thamnophis sirtalis, 439 nucleotides long. Lineage: Eukaryota; Metazoa; Chordata; Lepidosauria; Squamata; Natricidae. The record is from RefSeq and is a predicted model, not a curated record.
GUCACAGCCGGCCCAGAAAACACCGUGACGUACGAACUGCAUUCCCGGCCUGAGCAAGACAAGUUCUCUCAAGCUGCAAAAAUAGCAGAAUUGGAGAAGCGUCUGGCUGAGUUGGAGGCAUCAGUUCGUUGUGAACAGGAUGUGCAGAAUCCUCUGUCUGUUGGACUGCAGGGCGCUAGCCUAAUGGAAACCGUGGAGCUCUUGCAGGCCAAAGUCAACUCCUUAGAUGUGGCAACUCUGGACCAGGUGGAGGCAAGGCUACAGAGUGUUUUGGGAAAAGUGAAUGAGAUUGCCAAGCACAAAGCCACAGUAGAGGACACAGACACUCAAAGCAAGGUCCAUCAGCUGUAUGCACUUGUGCAGGAGUGGAGCCCCCUGGCUAGCACCCUACCUGAGGUGGUGCAGCGCCUCGUGGCCGUGCGGCAGUUGCAUGAACAAG